UGCAUUACCACAACCAAUGAUAGCCUACUCUCACUAUUAUUAUGUAUUAUUAGUUAGUAUUGUAUAGAGGAAUAGCAUUGAAAACUCUCUCUCUCUCUCUCACAGCACAUAUACAUACAGUCAGUCUAUUGCCAGACUCUCUCUCUCUCUCUCUCUCUCUUUCUUCAUGACAUAACUGUGUGCUAUAUUUAAUCGGUAACACAAAUACACAUGAUAAAGUGGAGGAUAAUUAAUACCUGACUGACUGACUGAUCAAUCAUAGAGAAAGAGUGUGUGUAUUGUAAUUAAAUUAAUUGACAAAUCGAUCGGUUGGUGACAACAUCUAUAUAUAUAUACACCCGAAAAAUGCCUGUCCUAUCGACCACAUACUACUCGGGCUAUCCAUCGUCCAACUCUUCACUGUCACGUAAUUCAUCUACCAGUUCGACAUUUGUAUCAUCAUUGCGGCCCUAUUCGGCCACAUCCCUGAGCCAUAAGAGCCGUUCAUCCUAUGACCUGACGGCCUACAGGCCGUCCAACUAUUUAAGCACUCACUCAUCAUCGUCUUCGUCGUCGUCCUCAUCGUCGUCGACGUCCAGCACAUCCUCUUCGUCAUCAUAUAAGUCGCCCUCGAGUUCACUAUUAUCUCAUAAUAAUACCUCAAACUAUUACACCAAUCGAUACUCGACUGGAAUUUCUGGACUGUCAUCAUCGCCAUCAUCGGUGACAUUAACCCGUUAUAAUCAGAGACGAUCGAGUCUGGACUAUAAUGAACCAGACAUACCCUCAAAGAUAUGCACACCAGUAGCCGGUCUAACUAAUUUAGGUAACACAUGUUAUAUGAAUUCAGUACUACAAGCCCUGUACGCUACCCGACAGCUCAGGGAGUAUAUUACUAAUGGCUGCGAGUCCUCGGGAGGCGUACUGUUUUCUGGUUUAUGUCGACUAUUCAAAGAUAUGGCCGCUAAUGUCCGCACCGGUUACGUGAAUCCUUCAUCAUUUAGGUCAACAUUUAUUCAAUACCAACCAAAGUUUAGAGGAUAUGAUCAACACGACGCUCAAGAGUUUCUAAGAUAUCUAAUCAAUGGUUUGCACGACGAAGUAAAUAAGGCUAAGAAAAGACCAAAGACUAAACUUAUUGAACCAAAUACAUCUCAAGAAGCUUGGAAUCAAUACAAAGGAGUUAUCGACGAUUCCAGACUUAUUGAUCUAUUUGUCGGUCAAUUUUCAUCGGUUAUCAAAUGUACGGAAUGUCAUAAUACUAGCAGCUGUUGGGAUCCGUUUUGGGAUCUGUCGCUACCACUGCCAAGAAAUAGAAGUCGUUGUGAUAUCGAGCGAUGUGUUGAAGAAUUUACUGCUCAAGAAGUGCUCGACGACGACGAACAGCCGUUUUGUUCGCGUUGUAAAAGACAUCGGAGGUCUACAAAGAGAUUAACUAUUCAACGAUCGCCACAAAUAUUGAUAUUUCAUUUAAAAAAAUUUGCAAACGACGGCUUCAAGCUCUCCAGUCAAGACAUUAGCGUCAAUGAGAGCAUUACUAUAGACGGCCGGACAUACCGUUUGUAUGCCUGUGUCUGCCAUCACGGAUACUCAUCGCGCAGUGGCCACUACACUGCUUAUUGUCAAUACGAUAAAAAGUGGUAUCAUUUUAACGAUGAAAGAGUUAAGGACGUGUCGGACACAUUCAACGCCUCCCGACUCAGCGAUGCUUAUGUACUCUUCUAUCAGCAAAACAAUGAUUCAAAUAACUAUUCCUCAAGACUUUAAAUUUAUUUAAAAAAAAACAAAUAAAAUACAAGAUACACAUAAACGCACUCACGUGCGAUAUAUCACACAAUUAUAAUACACAUAUACACACAAAUUUUAUUUAUAAUAACACUUUACAAACAUUAUUAAAAAAAAUAGUUUUAAUAGACACGUACGAUACAAGUAUCAGUCAAAAAACACUAAAAUUUAG
This is a messenger RNA of Oppia nitens, 1936 nucleotides long. Its product is annotated as ubiquitin carboxyl-terminal hydrolase 2-like. Bases 346 to 1746 code for a protein of 466 amino acids. Gene Ontology annotation, molecular function: cysteine-type deubiquitinase activity. The transcript is spliced from 12 exons. The record is from RefSeq and is a predicted model, not a curated record. Gene Ontology annotation, cellular component: cytoplasm. Gene Ontology annotation, biological process: protein deubiquitination. NCBI's taxonomy places the organism in Eukaryota, Metazoa, Arthropoda, Arachnida, Sarcoptiformes, Oppiidae.